Molecule: messenger RNA, 3378 nt
Organism: Mercenaria mercenaria
Lineage: Eukaryota; Metazoa; Mollusca; Bivalvia; Venerida; Veneridae
Product: heat shock 70 kDa protein 12B-like
Exons: 8
Coding region: 42-1799 (585 amino acids)
Molecular function (GO): ATP binding; ATP-dependent protein folding chaperone
Source: RefSeq, a predicted model, not a curated record
GGUUAUUAAAUAUUCUGUAUUUGUAUUGUAAAGGACUAGGUAUGAGUGGAUAUAAGCGAUAUAAGACAAAGUUGAUUGUUGCGGCGAUUGAUUUCGGAACAACAUAUUCUGGAUACGCGUAUUCUCUUAAAGAUGAAUACCAAAAGGAUCCACUAAAGAUUUAUACUAAUCAGAACUGGACAGAUGAAUCCGGAAUGAUCACAAUGAAGGCCCCUACCGUAGUACUGUUUGAUCCGAAAGGGAAUUUUGAUUCAUUUGGAUACGAAGCAGAAACAAAGUAUGCAAAACUAUCUGAAGAAGAAAAGCAUCGUGGCUGGAAGUAUUUCAGGCAUUUCAAAAUGAAAUUACAUGAGAAAGUGAAUCUUCGCCGUGACAUGAUGAUUUAUGACGAUCAGAAGAAAAGAAUGCCAGCUAUUGAUGUCUUCUCCGCAGCAAUCAAGUAUUUAAAGGAUCAUCUCAUGAAGAGGUUGCAAGACAGAAUAGCAGACUUACGUGAAACAGAUAUACACUGGGUUCUUACGGUGCCAGCUAUAUGGCAUGAUGGCGCGAAACAAUUUAUGAAAGAGGCCGCACACAAGGCCGGUAUUCCCGUUGACCAACUUACUUUGGCUUUAGAACCGGAGGCUGCUGCCAUUUACUGCAAAGAAAUAGUCGUAUCGAGAGCAAAAGAGCAAGGAAAAGAAGCACAGUCACAAUCGUUUAGUCCUGGUGCACAGUUCAUGGUCUUAGAUUUAGGAGGUGGCACUGUUGACAUAACUGUCCACGAGGUACAGACAGAUGGUACACUUAAGGAACUACAUUCUCCAAGUGGUGGUCCUUGGGGAGGUACUGUAGUAGACAAGGGAAUUGACGAGUUUCUAGACGAGUUGUUUGGACCAAAUGUAAUGAGGGAAUUUAGAGACGAGUGUAAGACAGAUGACCUUGACCUACAGAGAACUAUAGAGCUAAAGAAGAGGGCAUGCAAGGAUACUGAGGGCGACCAUGUCAAUCUUAAAUUACCGACAGCUCUCUUUGAAAGCUAUGAAGAAAAGACAGAAGAAAGUUUUGCAACAGCAUUACCGAGGAACAAAUUUUCCACAUCUGUAAAAAAGAGAAGGGACAGGUUAAAUAUUGAAAAUAAAAUAUUUUUGAGAAUGUUCAAGAUGCCAAAGGACAAUUUGGUAUACCACGUGGAAAAUUUAUUACGGAAACCAGAGCUUAGAAACGUGAACACUUUAGUGGUGGUUGGCGGAUUUUCGGAAUCUGAUAUAAUGAAGAAUGCUAUAAAAACUGCCUUUCCCAACAGGCAGGUUAUCGUUCCUGAACAAGCGGGACUAGCAGUAGUAAAAGGCGCUGUAAUGUACGGACACAAUCCAGACUCAAUUAGCUCAAGAAAACUACCUUACACAUACGGUAUAAGUGUAGCUGUAGAAUUUGAUGAAAGUCGACACCCCAACUCAAAGAAAGUCUUGCGCGACGGAAUGUACAAGUGCGAGGAUGUCUUUAAUGUAUUUAUUAAAGCGGGCACCACAGUUAUACCACAUAAAACAAGUAUAAAGUAUCCGUUCUACGCGCCAUUCAUAGGUACUUCAAUGGCAACAGUGGAGGUAUACAGAACCCAGUCGGAGAAUCCUAUUUAUGUAUCAGAUGAUGGAUGCUAUCGGGUUGGAGAGAUAUCAAUUGAACUUCGUGGGAGACCAAGGAAAGCCAAACAGCGGCUGGAUAUAGUGAUGAUGUUUGGAGACACUGAACUACACGUGACUGCAGAAGAACUCGGAACAGACAAUAAAGCGUCCGCAAAAUUCAAUUUCCUUAGUUAAAAAGGCCUAGAUAUAAAUUAACACUUUUGAUAAGAACAAAUUAUAAAAUAAUGUGUUAUUGAUGUUAUUGACAUGUACAUAGGCUAGGAAAGUAACAACACACGUUUGUUUUGGUCGUGUGUAAAGUGGUCGAUGCCAGUUUUCUGCAGAAUUCUACUAAUUGUUCCUCAUUUCUGUAUCGGAACUACUCUUUUACUGAAGUACCUAACGUCCUUGCAUGGAUCAAAUAUGGUAUUGUAUACUAUCAAAUCCAAAUCCUGACGGAGAACUUUCACCUUAACACAUGCGGACUAAAUGAACUUAAUUUCUUGAUGUCCUUUACCAGCGUCAUAAAUUUGGUUAGGCUAGAUUGUAACAAUUGUUUUAGUUUUAUUGGAAUGUUUAAAAAAUGUAUCAUUUAAUGUAAUAAAAAACUAUAUGUAACAGGUUCCGAAAUAAUUUUUGCAGAAUACUUGAAUGAUAUUAUGUAGGAAUUGAAACAAUGUUUACGAUUUUUGUUCGUGCUACAUGUACUUCUCUAUACGUUUGCAUUUGUGUAUGCGAGUAUGUGUCCUUGGGUCAUCCGGUGAUAAAUUUAUUUUCUCUGUUAUUGCAAGCUUUAUUACAAGAGUCUUUAGGACUAUAAUUUUGUGAUAACGUUUACGAUGCCAGUGAAAGACGUUUUGUUUAACUCAUUAAACCAUUUUAUGUAAUCUCAUGUCUUAGUGUUAAUAUUUUUUUGAGAAUCAAACAUAUACCGAUAUAUUUAAUACUGUUUUAUCAUAUGUGAUAUUAUCUGUAUUCAUUUUCUUUUGUUGUGAUAUAUUGUUUACUUUUCUGUUUCAGUUGUUACGUUAUAUAUCGUAUAAAACUGAACACUACUUUCUUGUUUUUAUUUACUCGAAAUUUCACAAGUCCAUGUCGUGUGUCCCACUGAAUGCCAAUGUUGGUGUUGUUUAUCUUUGUUAAAUAGGAGUAGGAGAUUUUGAAACAUGUACACUAUGGCAAAAAAAAAAUGUCUGAAACUGGAUUCAGUUUAAUCUGGACGUACGGACCGUUGAAAAAGGGACAACACAUUUCAACGAAUUGAAAGGUUGCUUAACAAUUAACAAGAGAAAAUUAUUGGCUUUCAAAGAAUUACGAAGAAACUUCUUAAACAAGUGAUUUUAAUAAAAUAGAAAGUGCCCUAAUCUUUUUUCCAAAGUAUUGUAUUUUUUACGGAAAACUCAGAUAUGUAUAUAUGAACAUUUUUACAAUUCUGUUGUACUUUCUUGAGGUUUUAUGUCAUUUUUGUAAUGUGUAUAUUAGGUUAGAAAUCACCAAUUAAAUAAAAAGAUAUUUACUGAUAAGAAACUACCUUUUGCCUGCAAUAAGGUCAUGUUAGUCAGUCAUGUAAACAAAGCAAAAAGUGAUUUAUUGUCAAAUUUGAACCCUUGUACUGCUGCUAACAGUAUUUUAUUAAACAUUUUGAUAAUAUCUGAUGCAUUUUCUGCCACUUGAAAAAAUAGGUAAAUGAAAUGGUUUUAUCCUACCAUGUCAUCGAUGUAAACAGGGUUCAUAUCUUUCACGCGGAAAUACUCGAAUAAAGUAUCACUGUUUA